GAGCAUUGUCAAUUUCUUAUCCACACACUUAAAGACGAUGAUGAACCCUAAUUAAUUAUAUCCCUCGGAUACAUAAAAAAAAUUCCAAUUCCAAAGCUUCUUUUAACUCAUUAAACAAAGCUUUCUCGCUCUUUCUCUUCUCCACCAACCUUUCCCUUUUUUAACUUUUUCCUCCUUUCGCUCUGCUUUCUAUUUAUGAAAGUUGGUUUCUCUCUCUGUGAAUAACCCAUUGUCCUCCUCCUCCUCCUGUGAAACCCUAACGGUCGAAUACGAAGAUGGGUUUCCAUUGUCUCUUCGGCUUCUCCAUCUUUUUCCUUCUCCUCUCACAUUCUACUGUUCUCUCCAGAAUCUUACCAGAGACCCUCAAAACGACGUCGGUUCUUGAUGUCGCCGGCUCCAUUCAGACAGUCAAGGAAAUAGCGUCUUUAAGCCAUGAGAUGACGGCGUUUCGGUUGAACCAACAGGAAGAACAGAGUCCAGCGUCGUCGCCGCUUAGCUUGAAACUGCAUUCCCGAGCUUCGGUCCGGGAGAAUGAACAUCGAGACUACCGGACCCUUACACUGUCCCGACUCGAGCGCGACUCAGCCCGAGUCAGAUCUCUCGUGACUCGUCUAGGUCAGGCAGUCAACGGGGCGUCGCUGGCGGAUCUCAUGGCGAAGACCACCACGGCGGAGAUCGAAGGGCCGGUGGUAUCCGGCACGAGCCAGGGUAGCGGCGAGUACUUCUCACGGGUCGGAAUCGGAAACCCACCUCGUCAGGUUUACAUGGUCAUCGACACCGGCAGCGAUGUGAAUUGGUUACAGUGCGCUCCCUGCGCCGACUGCUACCAGCAAGCCGACCCAAUCUUCGAUCCUCUGUCUUCGUCUUCCUACGCUCCCCUCUCCUGUUUCACCCCUGAGUGUAAGGCCCUCGACGUGUCCGAUUGCAGGAACCAAUCAUGUCUGUACGAGGUUUCGUACGGCGACGGGUCGUAUACGGUCGGCGACUUUGUCACGGAGACACUCACGAUCGGGUCUGCCUCUGUGGAGCACAUCGCCAUCGGUUGCGGCCACAGCAACGAAGGUCUCUUCGUCGGCGCCGCCGGGUUGCUCGGACUCGGCGGCGGGUUGCUGUCUCUACCGUCGCAGCUCAACGCGACGUCGUUCUCGUACUGUCUCGUGGAUCGUGACUCGGACUCGGCGUCGACUCUCGAGUUCGGCUCGUCUCUUCCUCCGAACACCGUCGUGGCUCCAUUGCUGCGGAACCACCAGUUCGACACGUUUUACUACCUGGGUCUCACCGGAAUCAGUGUGGGCGGCGGUUUGCUGCCGAUUCCCGAGUCAGCUUUCCAGAUGACCGAGACAGGAACCGGCGGGAUCAUAAUCGACUCGGGAACCGCCGUGACUCGUCUGCAAACAGAGAUAUACAACUCGCUGAGGGACUCGUUCGUGAAGGGUACGCCGGAUCUCCCGACAGUGAGCGGCGUGGCGCUUUUCGACACGUGCUACGAUCUGUCGGGGAAGACGAAGGUGGAGGUUCCGACGGUGGCGCUCCAUUUUCCCGGCGGGAGGAUGCUGCCGCUACCGGCGAAGAAUUGCCUGAUUCCGGUGGAUUCGAAGGGGACGUUCUGCCUGGCGUUUGCGCCGACGGCGUCGUCGCUGGCGAUAAUCGGCAACGUGCAGCAGCAGGGGACACGUGUCACUUUCGAUCUGGCGAACUCCGUCAUUGCAUUCUCGUCCAAUAAGUGCUAAGUUGUCAGAUUUUUUAUAGUUUAAGAUUUCCCGAGGGAAAGAAGAUGAAUUGGAUUUCUCGUCGCUGGCUUAAAUUACUGUUUUAACCUUGCGGUUAAGAAGAAGUAAAUGUGGAUCUUGUUCUUGUGUUUGUAA
Tarenaya hassleriana is the source of this 1865-nucleotide messenger RNA. RefSeq names its product protein ASPARTIC PROTEASE IN GUARD CELL 1-like. NCBI's taxonomy places the organism in Eukaryota, Viridiplantae, Streptophyta, Magnoliopsida, Brassicales, Cleomaceae. Bases 276 to 1730 code for a protein of 484 amino acids. The transcript has a single exon. The record is from RefSeq and is a predicted model, not a curated record. Gene Ontology annotation, molecular function: aspartic-type endopeptidase activity. Gene Ontology annotation, biological process: proteolysis.